Molecule: messenger RNA, 300 nt
Organism: Ambispora leptoticha
Lineage: Eukaryota; Fungi; Glomeromycota; Glomeromycetes; Archaeosporales; Ambisporaceae
Source: the annotation of a GenBank genome assembly
AUGAUAGUUUCAUUCUCACCUAUACCAGCGAAUUUCCAAGGAAAUGAUGAGGAGUUUGAAGAUAUAUGUGUGAUGCAUAGGAUCAUAGACUCAGUAGGGAGGGUUGAGAAUGUAAAGAAAAUAGAAAAAGAUCUUAAUAAGAUGCCAGUUUUUGGUAUCCAAGUUACUGGAGAAACUAUGGCAUGUUGGAUUAUGACUAUGUUAUUUGGAGCCUUUUACUUUGUUCAACAUCUUGGUUCAGUGCAAAUUCCUAUGAAUCGAGGUCAAUCUUUACUUGCCAGAUUUAUGGAUGAAUUAUGA